AUGCAUUCGUUAAUACGCCAACACCUUCAGCACUAUCUUUUCUCAUACAAAGAAUCACGGCACGAUAUCGAAGACCCUUUAUCUUAUUCGAAUAAUACGAAAUUAAAUAAUCAAAUUCGUACUCGACAACAUGAAGAACAAGCAGUUCAACAGCUUCAAAAUGCUAAACAUAAGCCGGUGGCGUUUGCAAUUCGCACAAAUAUUGCAUAUGAUGGCCAACUUGACGAGGAUUCACCAAUGAAAGGUACCGUAAUUUCGUUUGAAGUUCGGGCGUUUCUUCAUAUAAACGAGAAGUUUAAUAAUGAUUGGUGGAUUGGUCGUUUGGUGAAAGAUGGUUCCGAAAUCGGUUUCGUACCAAGCCCAGCAAAAUUAGAAAGUGCUCAAGAACAACGAUGCAGAAAGAUUUUCAAAACAGCAAAGAUAAAAGAACUAUUUCAUCCAAGGGCAAUUACCGCACCAUACGAUAUUGUACCGAUUAUGCGGCCACUUUGCUUGAUUGGUCCUUCAUUAAAAGGUUUCCAGGUCACCGAUAUGAUGCAAAAAGCAAUCUUCGAUUUUCUAAAACAAAGAUUUUGUGGACGAAUAACGAUAACUCGGGUUAAUGCAGAUAUUAGUUUGGCCAGAAGCCCUAGCAGGAGUUCUAACAAAGGAGACAUUGAAUUUACAAAAGUUACGGAUGAUGUGCAACUCGAAAUUGAUCGAAUUUUUGAACUGGGACGUCGCAUGCAAAUUGUUGUCAUUGACUGUGACCUUAUCAAUUAUCCAAUGCAACUUUCAAAUUCUAUCCUUGCGCCACUUAUUGUUUUUGUACGCAUUUCUAAUGCCAAGGUUCUCCAUGAAUUGAUAAAAUCUCGCGGCAAAACUCAAAUGCGUUUCUUGAAAUUGCAACUAUCUGCCAUGGAGAAAUUAGUUAGUUGUCCUGAUAGUCAGUAUGACUUGAUUAUCGAUGAAAAUCGAAUUGAUAAGGCUUGCGAACAAUUAGCGAAUUUUCUUGAAAUUUAUUGGAGAGCAACUCAUCCAAUUGAUGAAAAAUCCGAUAGUAAUAAAAAUUGA
Molecule: messenger RNA, 1053 nt
Organism: Dracunculus medinensis (Guinea worm)
Lineage: Eukaryota; Metazoa; Nematoda; Chromadorea; Rhabditida; Dracunculidae
Source: the annotation of a GenBank genome assembly